CAUUGGGUGCACCGGAAGAGGCAGUGGGGACCCGGCCAGGACCGCUCACGGCAUGGGGGGCUUGGGCUGGGUUGGAUGCGUCAGGGAAGUUGGUGUUUUACAUUCUGGGGAUCCGGCCCACACACCUAUUGCCAGAGAGAUGGUCUUGUGGAGAUCUCCACUCCCAGCCACACGACGUCCCUAUGGCAACUUCAGCGAUUGUCCGCAGGAAACGGUGACGCGAGGGGAAUUCUUCCCGGAUACUUUGCUUCUUUCAAUGGAAUUUAGCUUCUGGAACCAAAGAACCAGAUGUGAGCAGCUAGCUGGCUGCAGACCCUCGGCAACACCCCAGGAAACGGCCUUAGCUGGCUGAAGACUAACCAUGGGGGAUCCAUGGACCACGCAUGGGCUACCACUGACUUAGGAAAACUUGCUGCAUCUAAAUGGAAUCUAGCAUCACUGAAGCAAGCAAGGGUGCAUCUCUAGCCCCUGGGGUUUGCUGGACAGCACCAGGCCUUUAGGUUUCCCCUUCAGGGUAGGGGAGGUUGGUGCGAGUUUCUUUAGCAAUGGAAGAUGUUAUGAUAACAUGUAAAGAGCUUUCCAGGGAGUGUCAUGCUUUGCAGGAAGAGGAAAUAGGAUCCAGAUUCAGCAGCCUUUGCGAGUUUCCAAACACAUGGGUGCAGCCCUGGGAUCAGGUGCUAGUUAAAGGGCGAUUGUCGGAGAUGGUGGUUUGUAAAAGUCUCUCUUCAGUUGGAAAACACGAUGUUGACUUGACUUGAUCUGAAUUAAAUGUCACCUCUUGCCCAGGCUUUGAGAAUGAAUGUCCUCCCUUUCAAAAGGCCUGGAAGUUUUGAGGGCUUGCACCUCCUCCAGCGAUGACCUCUGGUGGGAGGUGCUGUGCCAGGAAGUUGCUGCAAUGCAUUGGUCUGUCAGCAAUGCAUCAGGCCCUUAGAGCAGUCCUGCUUCUUGGCAGGUGCGAGCAAAAAAAUCAACAGCUUGGGCAUAACCGAGGUACUUUUCAAGUUCAGAUGCCUCCGUUAGCACAGGGGACGCUCCCAGAGCUUGGAGCCGAGAGAGUUUAAGUGGCGUUGUGGCUAGCUUUGAAACGGAGCCAGGGUGGCUGCUCAUCACUGACGUGUUGGGGAUAAGAGAUGCCGUGUUCCUCAGGGCAGCAGUCCUCUCCUCUGCAUCUGCACAGCACCUAGCUCAGAAUAAAUAACAGGAGGUGGCAUCUUGCAGGCAAUUGUUGAGUGUGUUUUGUUUUGAGAUGCAAUAUGGGAGGGCUGGCAAAGCACUCCUAGCUGAAGGCUGUGCUCUUUGCUGCACGAAUUCACCGCAUCAGGCAUAGAACUUGGAAUCUUUCCCCUGGAGAGUCUGUCCAUCCACUCAGGCAGGGCUGAGGGGGCCCAGGCGACCUCUAGGCUCAUGGAGAUCUCAGAUGUGAUACUCGAAUCUGAACCACCAGCAACGUCUGUUGUGCUUUCCUGGUGCUGGAAGGAGAUUGGGCAUCGGGCUGGCUGAGUCUGGAAUGGCCCCAGCACACUGGAAAAGAAAGACCUUUCCCCUCUGCUGGUGUCUCUGGGGAAGAGGUUGCAGGGCCCUGUCUCUCUGUGGGAUGCUGCUGAGCCGCGUGCCUUGGGCAAUAAACAGCCUGGACUGGGGCCCUUGCACCCAGCACAGCCGGACGUUCAUCAGCCUCACGGGGCCUUUCACCAACAAAAGGAAGGAGUAUUCGGAGAGGAGGAUUAUAGGGUACUCCAUGCAGGAAAUGUACGAGGUGGUGUCCAACGUGGAUGACUACAAGCACUUUGUCCCCUGGUGCAAGAAGUCGGUGGUGGUCUCCAAGCGCACGGGCCACGUGAAGGCUCAGCUGGAAGUGGGCUUCCCGCCCGUGCUGGAGAGAUACACCUCCAUCAUCACCCUGGUGCGCCCACACCUUGUCAAGGCAAUCUGCACUGACGGGCGGCUCUUCAACCACCUGGAGACCAGCUGGCGCUUCAGCCCCGGCAUCCCAGGCUACCCCCGCACCUGCACAGUGGAUUUCUCGAUCUCCUUCGAGUUCCGCUCCCUGCUGCACUCGCAGCUCGCCACGGUCUUCUUCGAUGAGGUGGUCAAGCAGAUGGUGGCAGCUUUCGAGCGGCGGGCGGCCAAGAACUUCGGCCCGGAGACGCGCAUCCCCCGGGAGCUCAUGUUUCACGAAGUUCACCAAACGUGAGGGGGUCGGGGCCGCACGUGCAGACUCUGCCACAGUGGUGGGAGGCGCUCGGAUGCCCCGCCCCUGCCUUUUUAACUAUUUAUUUGAUUUCACCUCUCCUGACAGUCUCUCUAAUUUAUCUGCUGGCCUGGUGUGCCAAGAAUGGGGACGUACCCAGAGCGGCUGGGUCUGGCUGCCCUGGAGCAUCUCCCAGGCCUGCCAUCUCGCACAGAAGACCCCCACUGGCCUGUUGGGCUCCAUAUUUUUGUAGCUAAUUUUAUUUUAAACUUAUUUUAUUUUGG
Messenger RNA from Chelonoidis abingdonii (Abingdon island giant tortoise), 2475 nucleotides. RefSeq names its product coenzyme Q10A (gene COQ10A). Gene Ontology annotation, molecular function: ubiquinone binding. The record is from RefSeq and is a predicted model, not a curated record. Gene Ontology annotation, biological process: cellular respiration. Gene Ontology annotation, cellular component: mitochondrion. Lineage: Eukaryota; Metazoa; Chordata; Testudines; Testudinidae.